AUGGAGAAAAGAUCUAGCGCUCCAAUCAAGCGUCGCGCUCAGGAGCCAGAGGAUAUGAUUGGACCCUGUUCGUCUUCGUCCGUUACCAGUCAGGAUCAGAGUUUACAGAACCCAUUCAAAAGACCUCUCCCGCCACCUCAACAGAGCCAGGAUGAACCGAUAGAUCUAAGUCUUAGCGUUGAAGAACGACAAAGACGAUCACGUUUCUGGGCAUUUGUUGAACGAAAGCAACAAAGAGGUGAAGUUGUACUGAUGAGCCUGAUACUGCUCCUUUUUCUUUGCUCCACAGGAGCUACUCUGAACGGCUUUGAAAUCUCUUUGGAUGCUAAUGCCUUGCCAUCAGUUGUACGACCUGCCGAGGAUCAGACUCAGAAUCUACAGCCAGUGCUCUAUAACGCAGUACCAGUACUGGAUUCAUCAGGUGAUCGCUACACAACUCUCAGGGUUGUGGUUCCUGUGGAGCCGAAAUCAUCACCAGCCAUCAGCGAUAGACCAACUAAUGGUUUCUGGCCGAAUCCGCAGGCGGUUCGAAUGUUUCUUGGAAGGAACCCGAACCAACAUCAGCCAGACACAGGGUCAAUCGCGGCAAAAGGUCCACCCAUUCCAUCGAUACUCAUUCAUCAAGCGAUCUAUCCCCCUGUCGAUGAGGCUAUUACCUAUCCUGUUACUCCAGAAGGAACAUGGGAUAUCUACCCGGGUCAUGAAAGUGUUCCUACUUUGAAUCCCAUUGUCAUUGAGGGUGUUCCUACUCCGGGCCCCGUUGUUAUUCAACCAACUCUAAAACCUGAAAUUCCCCUACAACCGACUCUGAAGCCUGAAAUUCCCCUAAGCGUGCUCGUACACUUGAUUAGUGGGGGUAUGGGGGAAGGUAGCGGUGAGGACGUCUACGAGACAUCAACGCCCAGGACAAGUGACGAGAUAUUGCCGUCAUUCCUGAUUGGAGUUCCGGACGAUGUCGUCCAAGACUAUUUCAAGAUCAAAAACAAUCAAGAGCUGACCAAGGGUGAGGUGAAGACGUCUCUCGAGCAACUGAAACUGAAGCUUCCACCUGACUCACGGAAGAAUUUUGAAAAUCUCCAGCUCGAAAACGAGCAGUUUUUGGCGAUGGAGCGCAGUCGCCAAGCUGAACGUAUCGCCUCGAUGGGUGAAAUGGCAAAGCAAGUCGCUGAACAGAUUCAAGUUGGUUUAGAGCGGAUUUGA
Messenger RNA from Haemonchus placei, 1200 nucleotides. The record is from the annotation of a GenBank genome assembly. Lineage: Eukaryota; Metazoa; Nematoda; Chromadorea; Rhabditida; Trichostrongylidae.